GCUAGUCAAUAUGGCCGUGGAACGAAAAUUAUAAUAUUUCCCAUAAUUACUAAACGCAACAAUCAGUUAAAGAAUUACUGACUUUCUUGCUUUCAUUUUUCUGUGAGGUAAAGUGUUUAAAGGAGUACUAAAACGAUUGUUCCUGCAUUAUACAGAAAGUAUUAGCUUAGCUGCAGAAUGAGCAACAUUUACAUCCAAGAGCCUCCAACAAGUGGAAAGGUCCUGUUGAAGACCACAGCCGGGGAGAUUGAUAUCGAGCUGUGGUCCAAAGAGGCCCCUAAAGCAUGCAGGAACUUUGUCCAGCUGUCCAUGGAAGGUUACUAUGAUGGGACCAUUUUCCACAGAGUGGUUCAGGAUUUCAUCAUUCAAGGGGGGGAUCCUACAGGAACAGGAACAGGUGGAGAGUCCAUUUACGGCCGUCCAUUUAAGGAUGAGUUCCACUCCAGGCUGCGCUUUCUUCGGAGGGGUUUGGUCGCCAUGGCGAACGCUGGGCCACACGAUAAUGGCAGUCAGUUUUUCUUCACACUGGGGCGCGCAGAUGAGCUCAAUAACAAGCACACAAUAUUUGGCAAGGUCACUGGAGACACGGUUUACAACAUGCUCCGAUUAGCGGAAGUCGAAUGCGAUGUAAAUGAAAGGCCGCUGAAGCCGCACAAGAUAAGAACAGCUGAGGUGUUACAUUCUCCUUUUGAUGACAUCAUACCUCGGGAAACAAAAAAAUCCAAAAAGGAAAAGGAUAAAGAGGAAGCGAAGAAAUCCCAGUCCAAAGCCACAAAGAACUUCAAUCUUUUAUCGUUUGGAGAAGAAGCCGAGGAGGAUGAGGAGAUGGUGACUCAAGUUAGCCAGACACUAAAGGGAAAGAGCAAAAGUAGCCACGACCUUCUGAAAGAUGAUCCCAGACUGAGCUCUGUUCCAGCUGUUGAUAAGGGAAAGAAGAAAGCGAGACCUGGGAGUGCAGCUAGUUCAGGCAGUGAGGCAGAAGGUGCUGCUGAUGAUGACGAGGAUGGCGAUGAAGAAUAUGACUCUGAUGAGAAAGAGAAGAUGAGAGAGCUCAUCAGUAAGAAGCUUAAGAAGGAGAAAGGUGCAGAGAAAGCCAACGAGCCCAACCAGGAGGAGUGGGGGAAGAAGAGCAGCCGCAGCGAUGAACUAAAGAAGGAGGUCCGGCAGCUGAAGAAGGAACUACAAGCCAUAAAGCAAAGAAGAGAAGAGCGUUCAAACCCCCCUGCAGAAGAAGUCAAGGAGGAGAAAAAGCCAACCAGCGAGGCCGUUGCUGAGUACCUGGAGGGAAGAAAGAAGUAUGAAGAGCUCAGGAAACAAAAACGGAAAAAAGGUUCCAACAGAGAGGAACAGACAAUGGCCCUACUCAACAACUUCAAGUCCAAGCUGUCAUCAGCGAUCACUGAGGGUACGGAGGAGGAUAUGCAGGAGCUGGCAGAGGAUGAUGACAAAGGAUGGAUGGGCCAUGUCCUUCACACUGACGAGCAAAGCAGCAAAGUCAAGGAUGCCAACAUGCAGGAUGAGGAUACAUUCGAGAUCUACGAUCCCCGCAAUCCCGUAAACAAGCGCAGGAGAGAGGAGAGCAAGAAGAUCAUGAAGGAGAAGAAUGCCAAAAGGUGAAAUCCUGAGGUCAGAGGUCGGGUCCUGCCAGGGUCGUGUGACUACAAAUGGGUCACGCAGCAUCCUGCCUGGCCUCUUUCCCAUCGCUUCGGAACGACUUUGCUAAACAAUCUCUUACGUUGAACAUCUGGGUUGAGGGUGCCGAGCUUAGCUUAUCUGUGAUUGAACAGCUGUUAUGGACAAUGCUCAGUUACUCACCAGAAGUAACACGCUGCAAUCAUUAGAAGUAGAUGAUUACAAGAAAUACUGUUCACUUCUGACUCUAUGUUUAGUUUGGCUACGCUGUAGGAAAAACUCUGUAAACAUUUCCAGAAAGAAAAUAAACCACAUUUAUGAGCA
This is a messenger RNA of Girardinichthys multiradiatus, 1956 nucleotides long. It is a transcript of the gene cwc27, whose product is annotated as CWC27 spliceosome associated cyclophilin. The transcript is spliced from 14 exons. Gene Ontology annotation, biological process: protein folding; protein peptidyl-prolyl isomerization. The coding region runs from base 178 to 1617 and encodes 479 amino acids. Lineage: Eukaryota; Metazoa; Chordata; Actinopteri; Cyprinodontiformes; Goodeidae. The record is from RefSeq and is a predicted model, not a curated record. Gene Ontology annotation, molecular function: peptidyl-prolyl cis-trans isomerase activity. Gene Ontology annotation, cellular component: catalytic step 2 spliceosome.